Messenger RNA from Zingiber officinale, 628 nucleotides. RefSeq names its product 60S ribosomal protein L37a-1. NCBI's taxonomy places the organism in Eukaryota, Viridiplantae, Streptophyta, Magnoliopsida, Zingiberales, Zingiberaceae. The record is from RefSeq and is a predicted model, not a curated record. Gene Ontology annotation, biological process: translation. The transcript has 5 exons. Gene Ontology annotation, cellular component: ribosome. Gene Ontology annotation, molecular function: structural constituent of ribosome. The coding region runs from base 133 to 411 and encodes 92 amino acids.
UCCGUCCGAAUUAGGGCUUCGGCUAUAAAUUCGAUCGAAAUGGCUGUCUGUCUGCGCUUCGGCUCUUUGGGAUUUACCUCAUCGUGUUGAUCGCCGGAGCAAGGCCGCAUCUUAACUACCUGCACCGGCAAGAUGACGAAGCGCACCAAGAAGGCUGGAAUUGUUGGCAAAUACGGUACCAGAUAUGGUGCAAGUUUGCGAAAGCAAAUCAAGAAAAUGGAGGUUUCUCAGCAUGCCAAGUAUUUCUGCGAAUUCUGUGGGAAGUUUGCUGUGAAAAGAAAGGCAGUUGGAAUCUGGGGCUGCAAGGAUUGUGGCAAGGUCAAGGCUGGUGGUGCUUAUACAUUGAACACUGCUAGCGCCGUGACCGUGAGGAGCACUAUUCGUCGGUUGAGAGAACAAACUGAAAGCUAAAGGAAGUGAAGAAUUGUGCAACUAUGCAAUUUAAGUUUCAGCUCGGACUAGUUAUGAAUUUUCCUAUUUUUGCAGGCAGAAGUUUUUCGAGGCGUUGUAAGCUAAACUCAAAUGUUUUUUCCCUGAUGCUUUUUAGGCUUUAAGUCAGACUUUUCGGUUCUCCAGUUUGUUCUUUGUUGGUUUGCAGAUUGCAUUUUCAGUCUCUGGAAUUUACUAA